AGUCAAAGUUGUUGGCCGGCGCAGAAUUUUAAUUCAAGUCGGGCAAGACCUUCUGCUCCGAUGCAGACAGGUCAAAAACAUCACUAGAAAAUGGCCUACGUACAGAGCGAAACAAUGUUGGGCCUACGUGCAGAGCAAGAAUAGAUACACUCCCGCCCGAGCCCGAGGCCCUUCGCCUGCCUAUCCCGGUUCGGCUUUGCCUCAGUUGGAGUUUCAGGGAAGCGCCGCGGCUCGCUGUCGGAUUCGCAGCCGCCCUGCCCUAUGUAUUGGCUCUGCGGCCCCCGAGGACACACAGAGGCGCGGGAGCAGGUUCGUCGUGGCGGCCGGUAUUGAGGGGGGAACUCGCGAAAGAUUGAUCUGCAAGAAGAGUUCCGGCUGCUUCAGGAAGAGCGGCCCGCGCGCCACCUUGGCGCGCUGACUUCGGAGAUCUUCCCCGAGCGCCGGCGCCUCUCCCCCCCCACGCACAGAAGUGAAGCGGCAGGGCCGGCAGGCCCUGCGCCCUCCGACCGGGGCGCCAAAUCAGGGCCCACCGGCAGCAGGGGCCGCGUGGCUUGGUGCGUUCGUUGGGAGAACGCGCCCGGUCCGUCCGCUCAGGCCCUGCGCCGUCGUUCGGCGUUUCGCCCCCCCCGGGACCAGGUUGCCGCCGGAUGCAGUGCGCGGCCACCCCAUUUUGUGGGAUUGGCAGCUUCAGUGAAGAGUGAGAGUCCGAGCGAGCCGGCCGGUCCGGAAGCUUGCCACGCGUCGGGUUGGGCAACGCUGGUCGCGCCCUCGCGGCCGCGCCGCCGCAGACUGAUUAAAUAUGGCUGCUGGAGUGUAUGCAGCAUGUGGGAAUGCACUUUUUCUCUUG
This is a messenger RNA of Amoebophrya sp. A120, 847 nucleotides long. NCBI's taxonomy places the organism in Eukaryota, Dinophyceae, Syndiniales, Amoebophryaceae. The record is from the annotation of a GenBank genome assembly.